AUGUUUUCGGGUGCAUCGAACAGAUCAGAUAAUCAGGAGGAGAAAAAACCGUUGUUGAGUCAAACUAGUAAGUAUGGGGUAUACUGUAGGGUACUGUAGCUAAUGGAAACAUUUCCCAAACUAUUUUUGUUCCAGAUUCCGGCGCAAUGUCAAGCAAAACUGCGCCAUCAUCUAGAACUGCACCAUCAAGUCAAACAGAACCUUCAAAUAAUUCGACCUAUAAGCCGCCAAAGAAAACGCGUGCCCCUGGUCCAAAAAUGAGUGAUGGAACAGAAUUCGACACUGGACCCUGGGGUUGGGUCUUCUCGAUUUUAUACUUAUUUUUUCUUUGGGGACUUUGCAUAGCUUUUGCAUGUGGAAUGGUUUAUCUUCAAUAUACUCGAAUGGAUCAAAAACUUCCCAAUUAUUUUGGAACUGGUUCAUUUUUGGGCAAUAUUCCGAGAGCCAAUUUUGAUCCAAAUCCAAAACAUUUCGUUGAAACACCGAAAAAUUUGAUGGAAUUCAAUAUUUAUGAUAUUAGUACAUAUAUGAAUUCGUUGAUUCGGUUGAAAAAAGUUUUGCAGCAAUACAUUUCGGAUGAAAAGCCUGGAGCUCAAAGAAAGGAAUUGUGCAGCAAAAAAGGAUUGACAAAGGAGGAGGCUUGUAAAUUUGAUAGAUAUACUGGUUUUAAUGAUUGCAAGUUUGAUUUGUAAGUUUUUGCAACUUGUUCUCAAAUGUUGUCUUCUCUUAUUUUUAGAAAAAGCCUCGAACAUGGUUUUGGAUUCAGCAAAGGUCAACCAUGUAUAAUGCUCAAAUUGAACAAAUUAAUUGGAUGGGAGCCGAAAUUUUUGAAUCGCACAACCUGUGCCGAAAAUGAUUUGUGUUGCGGUGAAGGAAUCCAAUUCGAGUGCACUUCAGAUGAUGAUUUGGAAUUUGCUUAUUAUCCAGAAAAUGGAAUUCCAGCCUGCUAUUUUCCAUAUUAUAAUCAACCGGGAUACGAACAACCAUUUGUUAUGGUUAAAAUUUCGAAUAUCACUGAAAGUAAAUUGGUUGAAAUUGAAUGUAUGCCGACGAAUAAGGAACUUCGUGAGAUUUCGGGAGAUAAACAAAAUCAAAUCAAAUUUUUCUUGAAAAUGAAGAAGGAUUCUGCAGAAUAG
This is a messenger RNA of Caenorhabditis angaria, 1136 nucleotides long. Lineage: Eukaryota; Metazoa; Nematoda; Chromadorea; Rhabditida; Rhabditidae. The record is from the annotation of a GenBank genome assembly.